AUGUCUGCAACUGCCCAACCUACAAAUAAUGAACGAACAAAUAAUCCAGCUCCUAUUAAUACCUCAAAAAGUAAUGACAGUCCGAAUAUUCCAGUUACAUCGAAUUCUUUUAUCCCGUCACAUUUAUAUCCAUCAUGGGAAACGGGUUCAAGUAUGGAUUUACGUGUAUACAUUUCAGAAGAGGAGAAUUUUACUGAUUUCAGAAACCUUGAUGUUCUCAUAUGGCACGCUCCAUCUAUUCAGCUUGGAAAUUGGGAUGAUGAAAGAGACAUAUCAACGGACAUUCAAACUUCUGUGAAUGUGCGAAAUAAUGGCACCUUGUAUGCACAUAUCUAUCUUACUCUUAAUAAGGCUUCUCCAGAUCCAACAGAUCCAGCAUUUCAAGAAAACAUGAGAACAAAAUCAAGCGAAAUCCCGAUAGUAUCGUAUUGGCAUCAAAAUCUUACGCUUAAUCUCAUUUCAGAUAAUACUGUCCUUCCAUAUAGUCAAUUACCGCCCGUAGUCGCAUCACAUAUUCAAUUGGAUAAAACUACCUUACUGGAUCCUUCCAGCAAAGCUGGAUAUUAUCUUCCAGUUUUAUUUGUUAAUGAUUUCUGGGUUCUCAAAGAACACUUGAUGCCUAUUAAUGAAACAGUCGAGGAAGUGCUUUUAAAUAUUAAAUAUUAUCCUAUCUCAAUGUGGAAAUUCCAAAUAUAUGUUCAAAUGGGAGAAUCAUUCAGAGCACAAGCAGAAAUGAUGGGCGGAGAUGCACAUAGUGAAUUUGAUGAAAUUAAAAGAAUGUUAAGAGAGACAAAUCCAAUUCUAUUAGGUGUAACAUUUACGGUAUCAUUAUUGCAUAGUAUUUUUGAAUUCUUGGCCUUUAAAAAUGAUAUUGCUCAUUGGAGAAAUAAGGAAGAACUGACAGGAGUCUCGGUCCGAUCUAUUCUAUUGAAUAUAUUCUUUCAGUUAAUAAUAUUUUUAUAUUUAAUGGAUGAUAAUAGCGAUACGAGUUGGAUGAUUUUGAUUGGUCAAGGAAUUUCAGUUGCUAUUGAAGUAUGGAAAAUUAAAAAGGCUGUUGAUGUUAAAAUUAAUCCAUCUCAAGGAUUUUUCAAGUAUUCAAUAAAAUUCGUAGAUAAACAUAAACUUUCAGAGAGUGAAGAAAAGACGAAGGAAUAUGACAGACUUGCUUUUAAAUAUUUGUCUUGGAUAGCUUAUCCAUUACUUACUUCUUACGCCAUUUAUAGUCUUGUUUACAAUUCACAUAAAAGUUGGUAUUCCUUUGUUUUGUCAACUCUUGUCGGGUUCGUCUAUGCAUUUGGCUUUAUAAUGAUGACUCCACAGUUAUUUAUCAAUUAUAAACUUAAGAGUGUUGCGCAUAUGCCUUGGAAAACACUUAUGUACAAAACGCUUGGUACAUUUGUGGAUGAUUUGUUUGCUUUUUGCAUUAAAAUGCCUACUUUGCAUCGUUUGGCAUGUUUGAGAGAUGAUGUUGUCUUCUUCGUGUAUCUGUAUCAAAAAUGGAAAUAUCCAAUUGACCAUAAGAGAGCAAACGAAUAUGGGCAGGUUGCGUCUGAAAAUCAAAUAGAUCAAAUAGAUCAAGGAUCCCAACCGGAAAGCAAAAAAGAUAAAUAA
This is a messenger RNA of Funneliformis caledonium, 1611 nucleotides long. NCBI's taxonomy places the organism in Eukaryota, Fungi, Glomeromycota, Glomeromycetes, Glomerales, Glomeraceae. The record is from the annotation of a GenBank genome assembly.